UUUGUAUAAUAGCCAUCACCGUCAAGCAGAUUUGCUAAUGUCCAAAAUGUCUGCAAACGAUACCUAUCAAUCGCCUUUGGCGUCGCGAUACUCCAGUAAGUUCAAUUACAGUUCCUUGACCCUCAAUUCACGUCCGAUUACCCCGCAGAUUCUAAGAGGACGCCUCUUUGAGCUCGUUGACCAGUGGCCGGUCACCUUCUAUCUCAUAUCUCCUCUAUUAUGACACUUCACUGACAAUUAGCUAUAUAGGCACGGAGAUGAAGACCAUCUUCUCUGCUCGGAAUCGUGCGUCAACCUGGCGACAACUCUGGGUCUGGCUUGCGGAGGGAGAGAAACAGCUUGGUUUGGAUAUCCCAGAGGAGGCUCUUGAGCAGAUGAAGGCAAAUCUUACCAUGACCGAUGAGGAUUUCAAGGUUGCCAGUGCGGAGGAGAAGAAGCGUCGUCACGAUGUUAUGGCUCAUGUCCACGCUUUUGGUCAGGUCGCUCCUGCUGCCGCUGGCAUUAUUCAUUGGGGUGCGACUUCUUGCUAUGUCACUGACAACGCUGAGUUGAUUUUUAUGAAGAAUGGUCUUGACCUCUUGGUGAGUGGCCUCCUUUUCCUGCAUCAAGUUUGGGUCACCUAUCUGAGGACGUGGGUUGGGGUUACUGGGUCCAAUUGGCUCUGUGCACUCCAACAUAUCCCAUCACAUCCACCUUGCCUAAUCAGAUUGAUCUAUAAGCUAACAAUAUUCAAUAGCUCCCUAAGUUGGCUACUGUCAUCCACAAAUUGGCUGCUUUCUCUGUUGAGUACAAGGAUAUGCCUACUCUUGGUUUCACUGUAAGUGCACCCUUCUCCUACUACACCUUCUACCUACACCAACCUAUCCUCCACCUGAACCUCGCUAACCCCUGCCAAGCAUUAUCAACCCGCUCAAUUGAUUACUGUCGGACGUCGCGCUGCCCAAUGGGUUCAAGAUCUUCUCAUGGACUUGGAGGAUAUCACUCGAGUUCGUGUCGACUUGCGUUUCCGUGGUGCUCAAGGCACAACUGGUACCCAAGCCUCUUUCAUGGAAAUCUUCCACGGUGAUGGCGAGAAGAUCGACAAGCUCAAUGAGUAUCUCUGCUCCCAGGCUGGAUUCCCAUCUUGCUAUUCCAUCUCUACUCAGACCUACUCUCGCAAAGUUGACUUGAGAGUCGCCAAUGCCCUCGCUUCCCUCGGUGCUACGGUUCAAAAGAUCACCAGUGAUAUUCGGUAAGCGGACUGUCAACACUCCCAUUUGAAUUAUGCUAACGCCUCUGCUUAUAGUCACUUGGCUAACCGCAAGGAGUUGGAGGAGCCUUUCGAGAAGAAUCAAAUCGGAUCAUCUGCCAUGGCCUACAAGCGUAACCCAAUGCGCUGCGAGAGAAUUGCUGGUCUCGGCCGUUUCCUCGCCAAUGAGAACAAGAUUGCUAGUGAUACCUUCGCUGCUCAAGUAUGUCAUCCCUUCCAAUAUAUGAAACCACGCGCAUACUAAUGAAGCCCUUGAUAGUGGAUGGAACGCACCCUCGAUGACUCCGCCAUUCGUCGCAUCAUGAUUCCCGAGAUGUUCCUCAGUGCCGAUGCAAUUUGCAUGACCCUCGAUAACGUCGUUAGCGGUCUCGUCGUCUACCCUGCCCGUAUCCACUCUGCCGUUAUGGAGGGUAUGUUACCAUAUCUUACGACUUGCAAUCUUUGUUCAAAAACUGACUCUCAACAGAGCUCCCAUUCAUGGCUACCGAAAACGUUAUCAUGAAGCUUGUUGCCCUUGGCAAGUCUCGCCAGGAGGCUCACGGUACGCCCACUCCUCUCCUUUCCCUGCUCCAAAGUACUAGGCUAACGAUACAUAGAGGAGAUCCGCGUUCUAAGCCACCAGGCUAGUGAUGUCGUCAAGAAGCAAGGCGGUAAGAACGACUUGAUCGAGCGCAUUAAGAAGACCGAAUUCUUCCAGGUAUGUAAUCUUCCGCCUUCUUCCCAGUCCACACGAAAACAAACAUAAACUAAUACAUCUUCCAACAGCCUGUCUGGGCAGAGAUCGACUCCAUGCUUGACCCCAAGAACUUCAUUGGCCGCUGCCCUGAGCAAGUCACCCGCUUCUGCGGUGCUGGCGGAGAGGUCGAGAAGGCCUUGGAGCCAUUCAAGAAGCAUAUUGAGAAUAGCAAGGCUGUUGAGCUGAACCUUUAAGUUUAUCCUACUUUGCUCUCUUCUCUUCUCGAACCUCCGAUUCUCGAAUCCUUUCUAGGGAUAAAAAUGGCGUUUCAGGCAAUACCUUGUGUAGCAUUUUCGCUUAGGCAUUUUCACACUGAGCUGGCGUUUUUUGAAUUUGGAUGGAUGGAUGAAUGAAUACUGGAUGAAAUGAAUUUGGUGACGAAUGAUACCCAGCUACUCUUGAUAGAUGAUUUGACGCGUUUUCAAACGGUCGGUUCACUAAACCUAGACAGAGAUGAUGGAAUGAUGGAAUGAAUGAUGUUAUAUGCAAC
This is a messenger RNA of Hymenoscyphus albidus, 2475 nucleotides long. The record is from the annotation of a GenBank genome assembly. Lineage: Eukaryota; Fungi; Ascomycota; Leotiomycetes; Helotiales; Helotiaceae.